AGGCGCGGUUGUCCCAGGUCAUCCAGCGCGUCGCCGCGCUGAUGAAGGCCCGCAACAUGGACAAGUUCUGGCGUUGCUUCGAGAAGGUGGAGAAGAGGGGGCAGCUGUUCCCGCAGAAGAGCGGCAAGAUCAGCCCGGCCCACUUCAUGCAGAGCUUCCCGUUCCUGAAGGACUUCAGCCCGCAGGACGUGAGGCUGAUCCUCCAGCGCUACACGGAGGAGAGCGGGGGCGUCAACGUGAAGGCCAUGAGCGUGGAGCUUGAGGAGGCGCUCGAGAACCUCCCGGACCCCAACAGGUCCGCCAGCGUCACCGCGCUCGCGCCCGGCAUGGUGAGGCGGCAGCGGGCGCCCGCGCGGUCAGCGAGCGAGGCCUCCCUGCGGCCCAGCACGUCGCCGGCGAGCAUCGGGCGGGUGACGGUCGAGAGGAAUCCCGCGGGCCAGAGGGGCUUCGUCGAGAGGCCCACCUCGGCCGCGGCGCGGAAGCCCCUGCGCCCGCUGGACAGAGGCACCCUGGACAGCGAGGCCGCGCUGAGGCCGUCCAGCGCCCUCUCCACGAGCCUGACCAACGCAAGGAGGAAAGCAUACCCCAAAGACGUGGACACCCUUGCCAAGGUACGCUCCUUCCUUGCCGAGCGGGAUAUUCGCAUCGAUGACCGCUUCCUGGAUUACGAUCGGCUCAGAAAGGGCGUGUGUACCAUGAACCAGGCCUUCUCCGUAUUUACAAUUGCCGGUCUUAAGCUGGGCACGAAGGACCACGACAACCUUUUGAACGCGUACCACGACGAAUCUGGCCGUUUCUGCUACCGUGAUUUCCUCAAGGACGUGAACAAGUCGGAAGAGGAGAGCAGAGACGGCAAGCCAGCUUUCGACAAGCGCAAGAUGCGCCAUCCAGGUGCGGUGGAAGGCGAGGACGCGACACUCCUAGAGGGAGUUUUGGACAGAUUGGAGAGGCAGGUGCGCGAUCGCGGCAUGGAGAUCAGGACGCUCUUCGACGACUUCAGGGUCAUCAGCGGGAUAUGCUCCGCCGGCCACGUGACCAGGGCGCAGUUCUCGAGGAUCAUGUCCAUGCUGAACUUCAACGUGACCGAGCCCGAACUGGACGUGCUGAACCGCAGGUUCGGGGACACCGAGGACAGCGAGGAGUUCAACUACCUGGACUUCUGCAACGUGAUAGACCCGAGGCCCCCCCCCGCGGAGCCCCAGCUCGACCUCGACGUCCCCUCGUACGUGCCCUUCAAGGCCAGCCGCUCGUCGAGAGCAGAAAGCUCACUGUUUUUCCUCUGCGAUCGGUGACCUCAUUGUCUCCUCCCCCUGCUCGCCCUCUCCUCUCCCCCCACUGGCAGCGCGCCUUGGGAGGAAGGCCGAGCAGGCACUCUCGGAAGGUGGCGCGGUUUCUCGAAACCCCCUCCAGCCUUCUGCGGGAGCCCCCUGCGCCGCAGCUUCUCGGCAUGCCGGAGGCCUUCCGAGCCUUCUGAGAAGGCCCGUUCCCUCUCUGCAUUUCCCCGUGGGUGCGCCAUCGAUCCAAGGUCAACCACUACUUCGACGCGUCCGGGAGGGUCAUACCCCAGGGGUCCCUGCCCGGGCUCGGCCGCACCAGGCCGAGCAGGCCCUGCCACUGAGCCCGCGCGGCUCACGGCCUGAGCGAGGCAGCGUGUGCAGCCGAGGUGGCACAGCAGCGGCGGGAGGGGCAGGGUUGUUGGAGGAUGACGGGUGAGAAAGGGUGGUGGCG
Prorocentrum cordatum is the source of this 1728-nucleotide messenger RNA. Lineage: Eukaryota; Dinophyceae; Prorocentrales; Prorocentraceae. The record is from the annotation of a GenBank genome assembly.